Molecule: messenger RNA, 618 nt
Organism: Scaptodrosophila lebanonensis
Lineage: Eukaryota; Metazoa; Arthropoda; Insecta; Diptera; Drosophilidae
Product: DNA-directed RNA polymerase II subunit Rpb4-like
Exons: 2
Coding region: 17-499 (160 amino acids)
Biological process (GO): nuclear-transcribed mRNA catabolic process, deadenylation-dependent decay; transcription initiation at RNA polymerase II promoter; positive regulation of translational initiation
Cellular component (GO): RNA polymerase II, core complex; P-body
Molecular function (GO): nucleotide binding; translation initiation factor binding
Source: RefSeq, a predicted model, not a curated record
UUAGUGAACAACAAUUAUGGAGAGACUUAGCAUGCCGUAUGAUAUGGACGAAGCCCAAGAUGAAGAUGCGAGCAAUUUGAAGUUACCCGAAGAUUUGGAAGAUGUCAAGUAUUUUAACAAUUCCGAGGUGCACAUUUUGCUGGAGGAAGUGAAGAAGAAGCGCUUGCAGGAGGCAGAAAAACUGGCCAACGCGACGGAGUACGACGAGAACUUGGACGACGUCCCACAAAUCGGUAUACCCGAGAUUCUCGACGUGACACUCGACUAUACCGAGCAGGUGCGUCUCUUCAAAAGCGAGACGUCUGUGAAUGCUGUGCGCCGGAUGUUGUCCAAGUACGAGCUGGGAUUGCAUCCCUUUGAGCAGGCCACUCUGGCCAAUCUGUGCCCACACACGCCCGAGGAGGCGCAGUCCUUUAUGUCCUCACUGGAGAAUCGCUCUUAUGCCGACUUAAUGCUAGUGCUGGAAGAUGUGUGCCUGAAGCGCAGCCUCCAGUACUGAGGUGCUAAGGAGCCUUAAAUUUUUAAAGCAAAUCUAUGUAAACAUACAAUUUUAUUUAGUUGCAUUGCGAAAGAGAAUAUGUAUAGUAUAUUGUGACAAUGCAAUACACACACACACAC